AUGGCAGUCGAAACUCAGCCUACUCCGAGCAAUGCUUCGAGUGGCGGCGAUACAGCUAUCUCGCAUGAACUCGUGGAAAAGAGCUCUGUUGAGGCUGUGGCGCCGGAACAAAAUCACCAGGCCGAUGUGGAGCCGAAAGUUGAACCAACAGAUCAAGUCCAUACAUCAACAUCAAUACAAGAUGAAGGUCCAUCAGAAAAUGCAAAUGCAGGAUCUGGUGCACCCCUCGACCUCGUCCCAUCGUCUGCCGCAAAGAUGAGCAAGAAGCAGAUUGCUCUGGUUAUGGCCGCCCUCUGUAUGGCUUUGUUUCUCGCGGCUUUGGAUAUGACUAUCGUUUCAACCGCCCUACCCACCAUUGCGGAUCAGUUUCAUGCCACGGAAAGUGGGUACUCAUGGAUUGCUGCUUCUUACCUCCUCGCCAAUGCCUCUUGUAUUCCUCUGUGGGGAAAGGUCUCUGACAUUUGGGGUCGCAAGCCGAUUAUUCUGUCGGCUAACGUCUUAUUCUUGAUCGGCAGUUUGAUCUGCGCCUUGGCAAAGAACUUGUCUAUGAUCAUUGCCGGUCGUGCAGUCCAAGGUAUCGGUGGUGGUGGAAUUCUCAUUUUGGCCAAUAUCAGUGUCUCGGACUUGUUCAGUAUGCGUGAUCGACCCAUAUACUAUGGUAUCUUUGGUGCUACAUGGGCUGUCGCGGGCGCUUUGGGUCCAAUCGUCGGUGGUGCUUUCACCACCGAUGUUACUUGGAGAUGGUGCUUCUACGUGAACUUGCCUAUUGGUGGUGUAUCACUGGUCAUCCUAUUCUUCUUCCUCCACAUCGAAUCUCCCAAGACCCCGCUCUUGGCUGGCCUGCGCACCGUCGACUGGAUCGGAACGUUUACCAUAAUUGGCGGUACUCUUAUGUUUCUCUUUGGGCUGGAAUUUGGUGGUGUGAACUACCCAUGGGCCUCCGCCACUGUCAUCUGCUUGAUCGUCUUCGGUAUUGUGGUUUGGGUGUUGGCCUUCCUGGCCGAGUGGAAAAUCGCCAAGUACCCCAUCAUCCCAAUUCGCCUCUUCAGUGAAUGGUACAACGUCCUCAUCCUCUUGGUCUGUUUCUGCCACGGCUUCGUUUUCAUCGCUGGCACCUACUACCUUCCGCUUUACUUCCAAACUGUCCUCCUGGCAUCACCGAUUCUGAGCGGCGUUUACGUUCUACCCCUGGUCCUCGCACUUUCAAUCAGCUCCGCAGGCACUGGUAUUCUCAUGAAGAAGACCGGUCGCUACCGCGAAGUAAUUGCGGUAGGUCUCUUUAUGAUGACUAUUGGUUUUGGUCUGUACAUCGACCUGAAGCCGUACGCCUCGUGGCCCCGUAUAAUCAUCUUUCAACUCAUCGCCGGCAUUGGUAUCGGACCCAACUUCCAAGCCCCCCUGGUUGCAUUCCAAGCCAACGUUCGUCCCGCCGAUAUGGCCAUCGCAACGGCGACGUUUGGCUUUGUUCGCCAGCUCUCCACUUCAAUGUCCGUCGUCCUCGGAACUGUCGUCUACCAGAACGUCAUGGGCCAACAAUCUGCCAAGCUUAUCGCUGCCGUCGGAGCCGAAAAGGCUGCAACGAUCUCUGGCUCGUUCGCCGGGUCCUCCAAGUCUCUCAUUGAGGGUCUCACUGAAAGUCAGCGCGUCGUCGUGCUCGAUGCAUUCACCUUCGCUCUCAGCCGAAUGUGGAUUCUAUACACCUGCGUCGCCGGUGUGGGCUUUUGCUUGUCUCUAUUUAUCCGCCCAAAGGUCCUUAGCAAGUCGCAUACCAUUCAAAAGACCGGUCUUGAUCAACAAGAGCGCAACCGACAGGAUUUGCUUGAAUUGCAGCGCAAGGCCCAGGGCAAGUCCGAGCAAGAGGCUUAA
Penicillium verhagenii is the source of this 1866-nucleotide messenger RNA. RefSeq names its product MDR family MFS transporter. The transcript has a single exon. Gene Ontology annotation, biological process: transmembrane transport. Gene Ontology annotation, molecular function: transmembrane transporter activity. The coding region runs from base 1 to 1866 and encodes 621 amino acids. The record is from RefSeq and is a predicted model, not a curated record. Lineage: Eukaryota; Fungi; Ascomycota; Eurotiomycetes; Eurotiales; Aspergillaceae.